UCUGUUUAAAGACUUGAAAAAACAAGCACCUUUUGCUGUCUAACUCUCUUUACCCUUCUCCUUCUCACUGCCAAAAAACCUUUUCCUCUCUGUCAUCAAACUUUGCUUUCUCAUGUUACAUAUAGUCUCCAGCAUCACACAACAAUAACAUAUAAUAAUAUAUUAUUCUUUUCUUACACAUCAUUGGUCUUGUCAGAAAAUAUGAACUCAUGACUACCAACAACAAAUACCCUUUUUCUUCUUCUCUUUCUUCAUCUUCUUCUUCUUCUAUGGGAAUGGUAUAUGAAGACCUUGGAGUUGGAUCUCUCUCUCUUAACUCAAACUAUGCUGUCAGUUUUCCAUUUAUGAGAGACUGUCUUUCUAAAAGAUUUGAAGAAGAAGAUGAUAUGGAAGGUAAAGGUUGUGAUUGUAGUGAUGGAAAUUACCACAAUGAAGACUUGGAGAACCCUAAUGACAAUAAUAAUAACAAUAAUAAUAAUAAUGGUAGUGGGAAAGAGGAAGAUAAUGGACAGUCUAGUAAAUGUGCUAGAGGUCAUUGGAGACCUGCUGAAGAUUCCAAGCUUAAGGAACUUGUUGCUCUUUAUGGUCCUCAAAAUUGGAACCUCAUAGCUGAAAAGUUGGAAGGAAGAUCAGGGAAGAGUUGUAGGUUAAGAUGGUUCAACCAAUUAGAUCCAAGAAUCAAUAGAAGAGCAUUUAGUGAAGAAGAGGAAGAAAGACUAAUGCAAGCACAUAGAAUUUAUGGAAACAAAUGGGCCAUGAUAGCUAGACUAUUUCCAGGAAGAACAGAUAAUGCUGUAAAGAAUCAUUGGCAUGUUAUAAUGGCAAGAAAGUACAGAGAACAAUCUAGUGCUUACAGAAGAAGAAGAUUAAGCCAACCUGUUUACAGAAGAAUGGAUCAAAAUCAUCAAAGCUUUGUCUACAAAGAAAACACAAAUAUUGAAACAGAAUCAUAUUCAUCACAUUGUUUUCUCAAUGGAGCCCCACUUGGUAAUAGUGUGUCUAUUUUUCCAUAUGGUGCUUCCUUCCAACAUGGUGGUCAUGGUGGUGGGGUUGAAUAUGGUUUAAAUGUUUCACCUCACUUGAGUGGUGAGAGAGAACCAAUGCAAGGACCCCUACAUGUUGGUUUCUAUUCUCAACAAGCACCAUUUGAUUUUUUCUCUGGUGGUGGUAGAAGCAAUAUUAACAUGGUGGAAGAUUCUUUCAAUCAUUAUUAUCAUCAUCAACAACAACAACAAGAGCUAUCUAAUUUCUACCAUCAUUAUCCACAACAAUAUUUGAUGACAAUGCAACAACAAAACAAUUACAAUUUCACAAAUUCAUCAUCAACAGCAUCGAGAAAUAUUGGAGAAAACAAUGAAAAAGUGAUGAUGAUUAAUGAGAAGGCAGAUUGUGUUGAAGAAACUCCUCCUCAAUUUUUUGACUUCCUUGGAGUAGGUGCUACAACAACAAGAACAUGAUCUUUGAUAUGCAUCCAAAAAAAGCUGCAGAAUUAUCCACGGAAGUUGCUCAAUAUAGGUGUGGUCCAACAUAAAUGUGAAGUCAUUCAGAGGCAAAUAGAAAGCAAAGGAUAGUUGCUUUUUAGUUAGGUCACUGUGUAACCUUUGCGUCACUUUUGUUGAUAAUGAUGUCAUUCUAUUUCUUUAUCA
This is a messenger RNA of Cicer arietinum (chickpea), 1646 nucleotides long. RefSeq lists its product as uncharacterized. Gene Ontology annotation, molecular function: RNA polymerase II cis-regulatory region sequence-specific DNA binding; DNA-binding transcription factor activity, RNA polymerase II-specific. Gene Ontology annotation, cellular component: nucleus. Gene Ontology annotation, biological process: regulation of DNA-templated transcription. Lineage: Eukaryota; Viridiplantae; Streptophyta; Magnoliopsida; Fabales; Fabaceae. The record is from RefSeq and is a predicted model, not a curated record.